GCGGGAACUCAGCCUUUAAAAGCUGAGGAAGCAGCCUCCGAGCAGGCGGUGGCUCCACUGGAGGCAAGCACACCCGGGUCUCACAUUAAAGAAGCCAAACUGUCUGCUUCAAAGAGAAAAGGCAACAUCCUGUCGCAGGCCAUGCUCUGGCAGAAACCCACAGCUCCAGAGCAAGCCCCGGCCCCACCCCGGCCGUACCAGGGCGUGCGUGUGAAGGAGCCGGUGAAGGAGCUGCUGCGGAGGAAACGGGGCCAUGCCAGCAGUGGGGCAUCGGUGACACCGACGGCGGUGGUGCUGCCCCACCAGCCCCUGGCGACCUACACCACAGUGGGUCCUUCCUGCCUUGACAUGGAGGUCUCUGCCUCCACAGUGACGGAGGAGGGGGCCCUGUGUGCGGGCUGGCUCUCGCAGCCCGCCCCGGCCGCCCUCCAGCCCCUGGCCCCUUGGACGCCCUACACGGAGUACGUGUCCCACGAGGCUGUCAGCUGCCCCUACUCGGCUGACAUGUACGUGCAGCCUGUAUGCCCCAGCUACACGGUCGUGGGGCCCUCCUCGGUGCUGACCUAUGCCUCCCAGCCGCUCAUCACCAACGUCACGACGAGGAGUGCUGCCGCGCCCACCGUGGGGCCCCCGCUGGAGGGGCCCGAGCACCAGGCCCCCCUCACCUACUUCCCGUGGCCUCAGCCGCUGUCCACGCUGCCCACCUCCACCCUGCAGUACCAACCUCCAGCCCCAGCCCUGCCUGGGCCCCAGUUUGUCCAGCUCCCGAUCUCCAUCCCCGAGCCAGUCCUCCCGGACGCCGAGGACCCCAGGAGAGCCAUCGGUUCCCUGACCAUCGACAAGCUGCUUUUGGAGGAAGAAGAUAGCGACACCUACGCGCUCAACCACACGCUGUCCGUGGAAGGCUUUUAGGGCCGGCGCCCACCAGAGCCUCCUGUUCAGCACCCUGUUCCCUGAAACUGGGAUUUAAAAAUGAGCCUGGGAUCAAACCCUCAGAUUCAUUUCUGCUUGAAGUUGCCAUUUCAUAACUACACUUUCUACCGCAAACUAGAAUUGCAAACCAGACUUUCUCCCACCCUCUCUCUCUCCUUCCCUCCCUCCCCGUCUCUCACUCGCCCUUUCUUCUUUCUUUUUCCAUUUCGGUUCCCUUUUGGGAAGGAAUUAGGGAUUUUAAAGAUAAGAUUUGACGCCAGAUGUUGCCUAAUUUCUGUGGCCCAGUGUUUUCACUUGUGUCACAUUCCCUUCCUGGAGAAGGCCCUUUUCUCCAGUGCCCCCUGCUUCACAGUAGCAGCAGCCCCACUGAGCCGUCUGCAGGCAGUGACGUCCCGUGCUUUGCCAUUAUGAGAUGGACGGGGUGCCCUGUGAGAAGACCAGCCCUGCCAGCAUCUCCAAGGGCUGAACCAACGCCGGAGGCCUUGAGUGUCAGUUCCCACAGUUGCUCCUUUGUCUGCUGUUCUCAGCUUUGGCUAGCUCUACAGUCUAGGCAGUAGGGUCUCAAGGCCUGGGGCUCAGUGAGGUGAUGGG
This is a messenger RNA of Bubalus bubalis (water buffalo), 1524 nucleotides long. It is a transcript of the gene POU2AF1, whose product is annotated as POU class 2 homeobox associating factor 1. Gene Ontology annotation, molecular function: transcription coactivator activity; DNA binding; POU domain binding. The record is from RefSeq and is a predicted model, not a curated record. Gene Ontology annotation, cellular component: RNA polymerase II transcription regulator complex. The coding region runs from base 142 to 912 and encodes 256 amino acids. Gene Ontology annotation, biological process: positive regulation of transcription by RNA polymerase II. The transcript has 5 exons. NCBI's taxonomy places the organism in Eukaryota, Metazoa, Chordata, Mammalia, Artiodactyla, Bovidae.